Messenger RNA from Rhipicephalus microplus (southern cattle tick), 2065 nucleotides. RefSeq lists its product as uncharacterized. The record is from RefSeq and is a predicted model, not a curated record. NCBI's taxonomy places the organism in Eukaryota, Metazoa, Arthropoda, Arachnida, Ixodida, Ixodidae.
CAAGCGGUCGACAAGGAACACAACACGUGCGUUUACGCCCCGGCGACAGCAGACUGCCCACUGUACUCUUCGCUAUCCUGCCACCAUGUAUUGGCUGCUGCUGACUUUUCUCGGAGCACUGGCUUCCGGAGAGAACGUGACAUCGACGAGUCCUCCGGUCUACAACGCAACGGCGAAAGUACCCCGUAAAGUUGUCACCAUCUUCGAGGCUCCUUCGAGCUCCUAUACCCCGACUGCGACUGCCCAUGCCAAUACCGCGACGGCAGCGUACCCAUCAAAAGUCAGCCAAUUCGUAAAGGUGACGAAGCCUCCAGUUAUGGCCACAACUGCGCCGCAUACCACCUCCCAGCAGACUCGAAAGGCGGCACUCCCGGGAACGUUCGUGAUGCCGUCAGUGAAUGGCCUCGUGGAAGGUGAAAUUCGCUCCUCAAUGGAAAGCGAAGCAACUACGUCCGAAGACAGCGCUGUUCCCACGCCUGCACUGGAGUACGAAGAUUCUGUCACGGAUGUCUCGUAUGAUUCACUGGCGUACAAAGACUCUUUCACCGAUGACGCGAAUGAAUCCAGCACUACAACACCCGCUCCGUCAACGGCAGACUCGCGCACGACUUCGACGACAGGCUUUCCCACGACUAUGACUUCAGCCGGAUCAACAUCCAUCACAGGGUCUCAGCAGGAGGAUGACAUCUCGUACCUUGCAAGCCUCUUCCCGGAUCUAGACCUCUUCGAAGACUCCACGUCUGGGGGCAGCUCAUCGACGGUCCCCUCGGUGUCGACGACGCAACCAACCGCGGACGCAUCGACAAUCCAAAAGCCGAGCGGCUACAACAUGAGCCGGGAACGUUACUGCAUCGCGGCCAGGUACUGCUAUCUGGAGCUGAACGAACGCUGCGUCAUGCGGCACAUGAAGAGCGUGUGCGGCUGCGGCCGAGCCUUCUACAGGAACCCGGAAACGCUUAUUUGCGAACGCAAGCUGCCGCUGCUCGUCUCCCUGGAACUUCCGGAACACUCGUACGUCCAGGAAGUGGCCGACAAGAAGACGCUCGAGUUCAAGGCUUACGAGUCGGCCGCCCAGCACUUGAUUUGGGGUCUGGUGAAAAGCUCCAAAAUCCUCUCCCGCACGGUCAUAGACAUCGAGGUCACGGGCUUCCGUCCUGGGCUCUUGGUUCGCAGUAGGCUCGUGGUGAUGUCGUCCUUGGUUCACAAACUCGCCAGCAAUGUCUCUGGAGCCGUACACGAGGAGAUCCAGAAGGCCAUCGCGGCGCACAACUCGACCGGACUCUUUCUGCGCACCGCAAACAUGAGGACUGUGGCCGCCGACGUAGCCGUUAACCCGUGCGAGGACCGUGAUUCGAACUACUGCAGCCCUUACGCCAUCUGCACGUACCGCAAGCAGGACUACGGCAUGAGCUGCCGUUGUCUCCCUGGCUACGAGGAUGUUUCUCCCGACACCGGGCAUCAUCCUGGAGAACUCUGCUUUUCCAUAUGCGAGCCUGGUCACUGCCAGAACAACGGAACGUGCAAGAGCCUCGGCUUUGGAAUCGAGUGCGAGUGUCGAGACUGGUACAUAGGAAAUCGAUGCCAAUUUCAAAUGAAGCGAAUAAUAGUGAUCAUGGUGGUGGUGGCAGCAGUUCUCCUCACGGCAGUCGGAGUCACAUUUCACAAGUACUGGAAGAAAGGGCGCCUCCAGAGCUGCAACAAUCAAGUGUGCCGCAUGUUAAUCAUGGAACCUGCCAAGAGGAGCUCGGCCAAGAGGCAUUUCGACACCAAGCUAGCUCGCAGCGCUCUGCAACCGCCCAGCGCCGGCAGUCACCGACGCUCUAAUGUUUGCGUCUCGCCCGGCAGCUCAAGCCUGCACUCUGCCUUCUCAAAGAGUCUCGAGGAUGGACUGUCGCAGGUGGCUGUGUCCGUCAUCUCCAAGUGAUGCGGGUCCUCUUCCAGGAAUGAACACGUGCAGGGACGCUUUUUUAGAAUCCUAACCAUUUCUCACACUUAUUUUAAAGCAACCGCCGCGGUUUUUAAGGCACUAAUUUAAUGAGACGUGCGUCGGCCUCUCCGACACCGU